Paramuricea clavata is the source of this 930-nucleotide messenger RNA. NCBI's taxonomy places the organism in Eukaryota, Metazoa, Cnidaria, Anthozoa, Malacalcyonacea, Plexauridae. The record is from the annotation of a GenBank genome assembly.
CACAUCCAUUCAACACCAGCGUUGACAGCUCCACUACCGUUUGGAAAUGUUGAAGAACAAUUUGGCAGUCUGGACUUAAUUGCUGCAUCAAAUGAUUCCAAGCUUUCUGUUUUAAAAACAAUUUUUGGACAUGACAGUUUUAGAGGAAAACAAGUGGAGGCCAUAAAUGCAAUAUUGGAGGGGAAAAAUUGCUUGAUUGUAAUGCCCACUGGUGGGGGGAAAUCAGUGUGCUAUUCAGUACCAGCAAUUGUUUCUGGUGGUGUUACUGUUGUCAUCUGUCCAUUGUUGUCACUGUUGAUGGACCAAGUAAAUAUGCUACGAUCAAAAGAACUUAAUGUAUGUUACUUAAACUCAUCAGUCCCACAAAGUGAUCGAGAUGUUAUUGUACAUAAUAUGUUGUCAGAGGCACCAGACUACAACUUUGUCUUCCUGACACCAGAAACUGCAACAUCAUCAGAUAUUGUAGAUGUAUUGUCAAAGAUGAAAUCAAAUGGUACUUUAACUUACAUAGUCAUUGAUGAGUGUCAUUGUAUUGACAUGUGGGGAUUUGAUUUUAGACCAGCAUAUGGCAAUCUUGGUAUGCUUGCAAGUUUAAACUGUCAAGUUAUUGCUUUGACAGCAACUUGUACUCCAAGGACAGAAGAAAUAAUACUGUCAUCACUUAAUCUCACCAGUGCUACAACAAUAAGACAAACAUGUGAUAGACGAAACAUUUCACUUAUUGUUAAGCCAAAAAAAGGUGAUGAGAAAGAGCAGGCUACCAAUAUGAUCGUUAAUGAACAUAACGGUCAAUGUGGCAUUGUGUAUUGUACAGAAAGAGCAACUACACUGGACAUUAGCUAUUGUUUGCAAACAAAAGGUGUAAAUGCAACAUAUUUCAAUGGUGCCCUUGAUCCUUAUAAGAAGAAGGCAAAGGUUUCUUACUUAUAA